Messenger RNA from Sitophilus oryzae (rice weevil), 1644 nucleotides. RefSeq lists its product as uncharacterized. The record is from RefSeq and is a predicted model, not a curated record. Gene Ontology annotation, biological process: regulation of transcription by RNA polymerase II. NCBI's taxonomy places the organism in Eukaryota, Metazoa, Arthropoda, Insecta, Coleoptera, Curculionidae. The transcript is spliced from 7 exons. Bases 126 to 1409 code for a protein of 427 amino acids. Gene Ontology annotation, molecular function: DNA-binding transcription factor activity, RNA polymerase II-specific; RNA polymerase II cis-regulatory region sequence-specific DNA binding.
CUUUAAAGAACGCUUCGUCGAAAAAAGGUGUGUGAGGAGUGCAAAGCCGAGUCUGAAAAAGGUUCUAAAAUAGUGUUUUUAUCCAGGAUUACAGGUGAUAAAAGGGCAAACUACGUUAGAAAAACAUGUCGUCUUCGCCUCAGUAUGAGAUACAAGAAGCAGAUGCACAAUAUGUUAUUACGGAACAGUCAAGAUUUCAAACAAGUAGUGCUGAAGAGAAUGAGUCUGCUUCUGAUGAAGAGCAACAAAUUCUCUAUACACAAUAUGAGCCUACUUAUGAGACCCAAUAUGAGACCUAUUUACCAAGAACAGUUAAAAGAAGAGGUCAUUUACCGAAAGAUUCUGUAAAAAUUUUGAAAAACUGGCUGUAUGAGCAUAGGUUCAAUGCCUAUCCAACAGAAAUAGAAAAGCACGUUCUUUCACAAGAAACAAACUUGACUGUUUUGCAAAUUAGUAAUUGGUUUAUUAAUGCCAGAAGAAGAUACUUGCCAGAUAUGAUGCGGAGGGAAGGAUAUGAUUCUAUGCAGUAUACUAUCACUAGGAGAAGAAAGGCACCAUCAAGGAGAGGCUCAGAAGAGGUGUUGUAUCAAAAAGGAAAUAAAAUAAUGCGCCUUCAAAGAGUCAAAAGUGUUGGGGAUGGUGAAGAAUAUGAAGACAACGGUAGUGAAUAUCUUAUUGGUGAAAAUGGAGAAAUUAUUACGGAGAAGAGGUUUAAUCCCUGGAAUGCUGAUAUACAUUAUGGACUUACGGUUAAUCCAGCUGAUAGGAGUUCAUCUAGUAUUGAAGGAACUCCAAUUGCGAAAAGCAGUACACAGACCGUUACAAAACAGCCUACAUUUGCCUCAAAUUUGGUUAUGGUAAAAACAGCCUCCGGUAAAAACGUAAUCCUAAAAGUGGUUCCACAAGGAAGCGGUAAUUUGCCCAAAGCGGUUAUUCUGAAACCAGCAAAGAUCAUUAAGAAACCGGUUGUACAAACUCAAGUCGUACAAGAGGAGGAACAGAUCCAAGUGUUGGAAGAGGAAGAAGUGGGCAUCGACGAGAGCGAGUUUGCGUGUCAGUCUUUGAAACAGGAGAUUUUUGUGGACGAUCUGGCAACGUCCGAACCUGACGAAUCGCUGGUGCACGAAGAGGAAGUGAUUCAAGAAGAGGAAUACAUAGAGCAGGAUCCAGAAGGUGUAUUUGAAGAAGAGCUGGUUCACGUCCAAGAAGAAGAGGAGGACGAGUCGCAAGACGAAGAGGUGACCAUAGACGAGCACACGUUCCUGAGCGAGAACAUUUUCUGCGAGACUGUCCAUUCCGAAUCCGACGAGGUCGGAGUUCGAGAGGUGUGCGUCAACGAGGUCACGCUAGAGGAGGAGGUGAACGAGGUAACUAUAGAAGAGAGCAACGAUGUCGCUGUUGACAAUUAGAUAAAAUAUUUAUUUAUGAGUCUGGAGAGGUACCGCAACAAUUUAAUUUAUACAUUUUUAUUGAUACAGAAUUUGUAAUGUUUUUGUUUUUCGAUUAGGGAGGAGUUUGAAAUUGUAGGUUGCGCAGAGUGUUUUAGAAUAAAAGUAAAAAAUUUCCUUUAUUUUGUUCAAGGUGAUAUAUUUUUUAAAUUAAAAAAAAAUCACCCCAUUUUUGUCGUAUUAUUAUAGAAAAAGG